CAAGCCAACAAAGGGCAAAAGAAAGUUGUGUUUGAACCUGGACAUUGGGUUUGGGUGCAUAUAUGCAGAAGGAGCGAUUCCCUGGACAAAGGCAUUCUAACUUGCAACCAAGAGGCGAUGGACCAUUUCAAGUGAUUGCAAGGAUAAACGACCAUGCAUACAAGUUGGAGCUUCCUGGUGAGUAUAAUGUUAGUGCUACUUUUAAUGUUUCUGAUCUUUCUCCUUUUGAUGUAGGUGAUGAUUUGAGGACAAAUCAUUUUGAGGAGAGAGGGAAUGAUGGGAAUCAAGACGAUAGCAUAUCUACCAUGUCAUGUGAUCCAUUACUGAUGGGAAUCAAGAUGACCCCACAUGUACCACAUCAAAAGAUCCAUUACACAUUCCAGGAGAAAUCCCUUGUCGUGCUGUGGGUCUCAUUGUUCUCUUUGGGGUACUCAUCAGCUGCGUUCUUUGCAAAGCAGCCUAUGGUUGUGCUUCUGUAUAAAGAUGCUUAUUUCAACACUAACGAACUUAAUGAUUCUUUGCCUAGUGCUGUUAAAUCUCUUUUGCAGGAUUUCAAGGAUGUGUUUCCAGAUGACAUUCCUAAUGGUUUACCACCAAUAAGAGGAAUCGGGGAUCAAAUUGACUUCAUUCCUGGUGCAACAAUUCCAAACCGACCAGCAUAUCAAAGCAAUCCCAAUGAGACGAAAGAACUUCAAAGGCAGAAGAACUUGAAGAAUUGGGAAGAGUGUUUGCUGCAGGUUGAAUUUGCUUAUAACCAGAGCAUCCAUUUAGCAACUAACUGUUCACCAUUUGAGGUUGCGUAUGGUUUUAAUCCACUCAUUCCUUUGGAUUUAUUGCCAUUACCUAUUGAUGAACAAGCUAGUUUGGAUGAAAAAAAGAAAGCUGAAGUGGUUAAGCAACUACAUGAGAGGGUGCGACAAAACAUAGAGCGACGAACUGAGCAAUAUGCAAAACAAGCCAACAAAGGACACAAGAAAGUUGUCUUUGAACUUAGAGAUUGGGUUUGGGUGCAUAUGCACAAGGAGCGACUCCCUGCACAAAGGCAUUCUAAACUGCAACCAAGAGGCGAUGGACCAUUUCAAGUGAUUGUGAGGAUUAAUGACAACGCAUACAAGUUGGAGCUUCCUGGUGAUGAUUUGAGGACAAAUCCUUUUGAGGAGAGAGGGAAUGAUGGGAAUCAAGACGACAGCAUAUCUACUACGUCAUGUGAUCCAUUACACACCCAAGGAGGACCAGUCACGUGAGCUAGAGCUAAGAAGAUGCGUGAAGCUUUAAAUGGCCUUAUUGAGCAGAUCUGGGUUGAAAACAACAUACAACAAGCAAAUCGAAGCUUGGAUGAUUAUCAAGGCAUGGUAAAAAUCAUUCAGGUUCAAGAGAAGCUUAGUUGAGGUCAUUUGUGCGCAAUUACACAGUUU
Messenger RNA from Rubroshorea leprosula, 1415 nucleotides. The record is from the annotation of a GenBank genome assembly. NCBI's taxonomy places the organism in Eukaryota, Viridiplantae, Streptophyta, Magnoliopsida, Malvales, Dipterocarpaceae.